Messenger RNA from Penicillium arizonense, 3912 nucleotides. RefSeq names its product putative nuclear migration protein. NCBI's taxonomy places the organism in Eukaryota, Fungi, Ascomycota, Eurotiomycetes, Eurotiales, Aspergillaceae. Gene Ontology annotation, molecular function: phospholipid binding; tubulin binding. Gene Ontology annotation, biological process: dynein-driven meiotic oscillatory nuclear movement; microtubule cytoskeleton organization; maintenance of protein location in cell cortex. Gene Ontology annotation, cellular component: mitochondrion; cell cortex. The record is from RefSeq and is a predicted model, not a curated record. The transcript is spliced from 2 exons. Bases 1 to 3912 code for a protein of 1303 amino acids.
AUGGCACACCCUUCUCCGGCAUCCCGACCUCGCGCUAUAUCGAAACCAAGAUCGAGGUCGAAACCCUCUUUGCGCCGGCGAGAUUCCUCCCCUCCACCUUCCUCCCCACCUGGCCUGCCAACGCCCGCAUUCUCGCCGGACGGACAUAGCGGACAAAGUGAUGAUGAUGAUAUCAUUGAAGAUACAUUGUCACCCUUUGAUCCGCGCAGGAUCACACCGACUCUUCAUGCAUCUCUUGUAUCAGAAAUCCUCUCGUUGCGGCGCGAUAUAGAAAGCAAAACCAAGGCAAUUGAUGUAUUGGAAGAGAGCUUGGACGAGUCGAGGACGGAAAAUGAAACAUUAACCGCGAAAUUGUCGCAAGCGACUCGGGAUGGACGAUCUUUAAAACACCAAAUUCAACUGCUGGAAGGCGGGACAUCAUCUGCGCUCACGGAGCUUGCCCGAGAGCGCGAUGAAGCGGUCGAUAACAUCAGCGAUGUCCGCAAGAAGCUCGAGCAGGCGCAGAAGAAAGCUCGGAGCCGGGAAGAGGAGGUCGAGCGAACACAAUCAUUGUACGAGCGCGAUCAAGAGGCCUGGGCGGUUGAACGCCGAGCUCUGGAGCACAAGGUCCACGUGGUGGAGGGCCGACUGAAGACUGUCUUAAAUGAGGUCGCAGCCGCCCGGGAAGCUGGAGCACUCCAUUGUCAGCCGAGCGAGAACGGUGAAAUCGCUCAAGAUAAGAUUAAAGGAAGCGACACAGCUAGCAUCACGUCUGGUAGCAUGGGACGCCGGCGCACGAGUGUAACCACCGUGAGCUCAAACGAGGAUGAAGCGGUCAAUUAUCACAAUGUGCGCUACUCUGUGAUGAGUAUGGCGCAUGGUACCAAGAAUGAUUCAGGCUUGAAUCUGGCAGAGGAAUUGGCAUUUGAUGAAGAGGACGAUUUUGUUCAAUCUGAUGACGAUGAUACGCCCGCCUCUCCCGAGGCUCUGCCUGAGGAACGCCCAGCGUCGGUUCACUCACAGGCAUCCCAUACUGUGGCUUCAAAGGCAAGGAGGAUUUUGGGUCUUUCCCUUCAAAGCUCAAAUUCUGCCAAUGGUACAGAACUCCGUGCUCGGGAGCUUGGUAGCCCUAAGAAGUUGAACGAGAUCGCAGUUGACUACCGCGAUAUGGGCAUUCAGUACUCGCCUCCGCCCUCUCCUAGAGUGCUUCCUAAGUUCGAGGUUAAUGGUGUCCCUGAGUCCAUGGAAGCACUCUCGGGGCCGAACGACGACGACAGUAUGAACAUGCCUGCAAUGAAGGAUAGUUCCACGCUCACCAUCGCAGCUGAAAUGGUCUCUACAUCUUGUCAAACCAUGGACGAACUACCCAGCCCUCCUUGGACACCCAAGGUGGCAGACUCGCCACCACAUUCUCUCGAAUAUACCCCAGAGCCGGUGCAGAUGGCAUCGACGUCCACCCAAACCGAUCCUGUCCCAGAGCCAAAUGUCCCCAGCCAGAAGCGUCCUAGCUUGUCACCGAAUGAUGUUCCGUCUCAGAUGGACAUUCCAAUGAUCGCGAUUCACCCGCCUGGUUCAGAGCCUCCUUCGCCUCGAAACAGUGUCGUUCUCCCACCGCAAACCAAGAAUGUGUCUUGUCAAGCCAAUUUCCGCCCAGUUGUUGAAAGCCGUUCCGUCUCCAUUCAAACCGAGGGGAUUCGUAUCGAUCAACGCCCGGUCAAAUUGCCAGCGAGCCUUCUUCCAUCUGCUAUUUCAGAUAUUCUGCCUCGCUCCGAAACCCGGGAUUCAAACAUCGAGGCAUUCCCUGUUCCCCCAAUUCCACCACGGUCCGAAAAGCGGAACCAAAGGACUUUGGCCACAGAACGUCCAGUGAAGCCUCCAAGGGCACCCGUAUCAGACCAUUUGCAAGCCUAUCCGGGCCAUAACAACGACAACGGUCCGCUCUCGGAGGAUGCUGUGUCCGGAAUUCGACGACCGUUCCGAUCUAGUAGUCUCUUUGCUGGCUUUGAUCACAACAGCGAUGAUGAAGGUCAUCAUAUAGAGCGUGACGUCUUCACUGACGAUGAGCUCCUCCAUCGUCCAUUCGCUUCAUACACUGUCAGCCGCGGCAAGCUUGUUACUGCGAAGUCAAGACCUAGUUUGGACGACAUGGCUCUCCCUGAAAUUGACGAGCAGCUAUCAGACCCCGACUCAAGGCCGCCUGAUAUUAGCCGCGGGCCUUCUCGGGCCACCCGGCGGUCUAGCACGACCACCUCUAGUAGUCGCCAACCAGGAAUGCGCAAGAUGGCCAUGAUCUCUAGCGGUACUGCUGCGCACCAGAAGAUCCGCUCCCGGAGUCCCAGUGAGCCAAGUCUCGACAGCGGCAGUGUAACCUCAAGCAUUGCACCACCAUUCCCCGUUCCUGUUCGCCUGAGCUCACGCAAAGUUCCGCUCAACGGCAGCGACGGGCCCCCAAGCCCGACUCGCUCAGCUGGUAGGCAAUUCUCAGAUCGUGGUCGCCAACCCCUCGCCCGGCGACCGACACUCCGCCGAGUCCGUUCCGCGGCAGCAAUGUCACAGUCGGAGCUCACAGAGCGGCCGGAGAACAGAUCUUCUCCAACACGAUCAAUUUCUUCUUUUGCUCCUGACAGUCCGCCCUACCGACCUCCCCCGCCGAUGCCGUUUGAUGAUAUCACGGCACCCCGCGAGCGACGUGCAGCUCACAGACACACCUCUCAUCGUACUAUUCCGUCUAAUAAUUGGAGUACCCAUGAGCGAGAGGACCAUGUGAGGAAGGAUUCCAUUGGUGGCGUUCAGCCCACCAGCGUUGUUGAUGCCAUUGCCCAAACCAUGGUGGGCGAAUGGAUGUUCAAAUAUGUCCGUCGACGCAAGUCUUUCGGGAUGGGCGAGACCAAGGAUAAUUGGGAAGGCAAGAAUCCUGAUGAGGUAUCGGCGAACAUCACGAGCAGUGGGGUGCGACAUAAGCGAUGGGUUUGGCUUGCACCAUAUGAAGGCUCCAUUAUGUGGAGUAGCAAGCAGCCCACCAGCGGGCCUGCCUUGCUGGGCAAGAGUGGCCGAAAGUUCACCAUCCAAUCAGUGCUAGAUGUCAAAGACGACAACCCCAUGCCAAAGGGCACCGGCUCUGGGACUCCGUUCAACCGUUCCAUCCUGGUGCUAACACCCCAGCGAGCUCUCAAGUUCACAGCUCUGACCAUCGAACGACACUACGUCUGGCUAACAGCCCUAUCUUUCCUAAGCCAUUCAUCCAUAGGCCUACAAGAACUAGCAGUCCUACCUCCCGUCCCACAACAAGAAGGAUCCCCAACACCACCAACAGCCACGCUCCGCAGAAAUCCAAUCCGUGACUCUAUUCGCGUCGCAAAGGGUCGGCCCCGCCCCAUGCCAAAGGGCAAACGCUCCUUCAACAACGCCAGCGCACCUGCACCAGUCCCUGAAGUCCCAGGCGGCAGCAUCGAUCUCGCCGCCGACGCACCACAUGUCCCCCGCUUCUCCCACAACCGCAAGCGCAGUAACACCGCGCCCCGCCCUCCAGCCCUGCACGCUCUCCGCAGCUUCUCCAGUCAAGGCACUAUGCCUUCCUCGCAUAGCGGGACGACAGUUGGCUCCCCAGAAGUCUAUUUCCCGCCCAUACCACCUCCGAAUCUCCAACCAGGCAUCGGGAGCCGCCGCAGCAGUGUCAGUCGCCGGACCUCCGAGGCCAGUGGCCGCGCCUCUAGUGCGGGUCAGAGUAACAUGUUCGAUAUGGGCACUGUCCGGAUGGAGGCGUUCAUCGAUCGCCACGCUGAGCAGAUUAAUCGUCCGCCCCCGCGCCAGCGUCCGCGCCAUGUUCGCAAGACUUCUAGUCAGUGGAGUCAGGGUCGCUACGAGCUUGAUACGCCUUCUAUCAACGACAGCGAGAUGUCUUUCCGCCCUGAUGAUCCAUUCCGAGGAUUCUAA